AAUGCCCCGAAUUAACGCGGUCAUUUCCUCUCCCAUAAUUAAUGCGGCCGUUACGCUCUCGCCUCGCUACCCCCAGUCCCCCACCCCCACACGCACCACUGCCAUCACCCCAUUUCAAACUCGAACCACAUCGCGCCGUGAGUCCGAAAAGAUCCCCGCCUCGAGCAUCGAUCGACCGGAAGGAGAAGGCAAGACGCCGGGACGUUCUCUGAAUCGGAGGCGAGGCGGGGAGGGGAUAGAAUCGGAUGGUGGAGGCUGGCGCGAGCUUCAUGGAUAAGGUCGAGGCGGCGGCGGACGACGUCGUCAUCGACGGGGCGGGCGUGGGCGUCGGGGACGCAGGGGAGGAGGAGGAGGAGGAGAUGGCGCCCGUGGAGCCCCUCCCGGAGCCUCUCGACGACUGCGGGCCCGUCGCGUGGCCCAUGCCGGACUUCUGCCCUCUCACGAUCGAUGGGGCGCUGAAGGAGUCGUUCCUGGAGACUCUACGGAAGGACGCGGCGGAGGUCGAGCGGCCUGCGCGAGAAGGGGCGGAGGAGGGGGAGGAAGCGCUCAGCCCGGACUCGCGGCCGUCGAGCAGCAAGCGCCACCGCGCGGGCACCGCCUCGCCGUCGUCCAGGAGCAGCCCCUACCGCAACAUCCUGCACGUGUUCCAGCAGUGCAGGCAGGACGCCGUCGGGGAGACUCCCACCAAGAAUUACUGAAGCAGACGAGCGCAACGGGGCAGGAUCAGGCCGCGGCGCGAUGUCACGGCCACGGCUUUUCGCCGCUUGCUUGCUCAAGAAUAACGCUUGCCAUGUUCGUUUAGUAGCCAGCCGUUUGCACAUUGUUCUUGGUGUGGCUGAAAAGGGGUAGGGGAGUUCUUAAUUCUUGUGUAAACAUCGGAUAUAGAAGUUACAGGACCUCAGUAAAAAACGUCAUGAGAAAUGCAACUUGAUAAUUUUCACUAGUUAGGCUAGUUCGAGCAGCUUACUUAUUCUUAUCUUAUAUUUCAAACUCCACUUUGUAACACUUUAUAAACAAUGAGUGUUUUACAAGAUCAUAUACAUGAUCUACUACUAUAGCCUUACAAGUC
Molecule: messenger RNA, 1069 nt
Organism: Zea mays
Lineage: Eukaryota; Viridiplantae; Streptophyta; Magnoliopsida; Poales; Poaceae
Exons: 3
Coding region: 246-698 (150 amino acids)
Source: RefSeq, a predicted model, not a curated record